AUGAAGAUGGACGCAAGCACACAGACUGAAGUCGUGCGAAAAGACUUCGCACAACAGACGGACGGAGGAAGGGGAGAAUGGAUGAAUGAGGAAAAGGAGGUAGAAAUCUUGAGGGAAAUAAGAAGAAAGAAAGAGGAAGAAGAUGACGUCAUAGUGAUCGCCGUGGUUCGCCCGCACGCGUCAAAAAGACGCAUGCAGAGCGUCAAAACGCAGACCGCGUUUCCAACGAAAGAGAAGGGGGUGCAGACCGAAUGGGUAUUGCACAGAAUCGAAGUCGAGGAAUCCAGGAGACCGAACCGAGAUUUCCUUCUCCGCUUUAUCUCGCGCCAGUGGUUCCUGAUUAGGCUAAAGGACGAGUUUAAGGUGCCGGAUAUACUUUCACCCAUAAGGGAAGUUGAGGACAAGGGGGAAGCAUGGAAGGAAUGGGGAGCCGGAGAGAAGAGGUUUGACGACAAUGUGGAAACACAAACAAAGAAGAUAAAGAAGGAGACAAAUAAAGAAAACACUGAAAACAGCAACAUUAACGACAACAAUGACAGCAACGGAAGAAAAAGAAAGAGCACGGACAACAAGGAGAAAGAACAAGUGACAAAAAAGAUAAAGAAGGAGAUGAGGAUUAGACAGGAAGACCUCGAGACCCUUAAGGGCGAAAACUGGCUGAACGACGAGGUAAUAAAUAAUUAUCUUGAAUUGAUCAGCAACGAAGACGUCUACGUGAUGAAUUCGUUUUUCUUUCCGAGGCUCCACAUUAACGGGCACGUGGCCGUUAAAAGGUGGACGAAGAGGAUCAAUAUUUUUAAGUUUCACAAAGUGAUUGUCCCCAUUCACUUGGGCAAUCACUGGUGCCUUGCGGUAAUAGAUAUGCUCUUUGGUGAGAUUUGCUAUUAUGAUAGUUUCAAGGGCAGUCAGCCCGCCUACUUGGCAACACUCCUGGAGUAUUUAGUCCAGGAGGCGAAAGAAAAAAACGAGGUUCCUAUCAAUAAAGAGGAAUGGACCCUUGGGAAUAAAACAAACAUUCCCUGUCAGACGAAUGGGUAUGACUGCGGUGUUUUUACGUGCCAGUUCGCCCGAUAUGAGGCAACAAACAAAAAUAUCGAUUUUACCCAGGACGACAUGCCACAGAUCAGGGCAAGAAUGGCUCGCGAAUUGCAGGCGGGAUGUCUUGAAGAAUAA
Messenger RNA from Venturia canescens, 1173 nucleotides. RefSeq names its product sentrin-specific protease 1-like. NCBI's taxonomy places the organism in Eukaryota, Metazoa, Arthropoda, Insecta, Hymenoptera, Ichneumonidae. Gene Ontology annotation, cellular component: nucleus. The coding region runs from base 1 to 1173 and encodes 390 amino acids. Gene Ontology annotation, biological process: protein desumoylation; proteolysis. The transcript is spliced from 2 exons. Gene Ontology annotation, molecular function: deSUMOylase activity. The record is from RefSeq and is a predicted model, not a curated record.